This is a messenger RNA of Hordeum vulgare subsp. vulgare (domesticated barley), 1857 nucleotides long. Its product is annotated as G patch domain-containing protein 11. Gene Ontology annotation, molecular function: nucleic acid binding. Gene Ontology annotation, cellular component: kinetochore. Bases 87 to 857 code for a protein of 256 amino acids. The transcript has 4 exons. The record is from RefSeq and is a predicted model, not a curated record. NCBI's taxonomy places the organism in Eukaryota, Viridiplantae, Streptophyta, Magnoliopsida, Poales, Poaceae.
UGUAAACCGACUUACCCUACCCGCCGCAAACAAGUCGCCGCGCCGUUCCCCGGCCGACCUCGCUACGCCCCGACCACCGGAGUGCCAUGGAGACGAAGGCCGACAUUGAGGCCGACGCCGAGGACGACUAUAUGGGGGACCUGUCCCAGUUCCUCCCGCCGAGCCCCUCCUCUCCCUCCAGGAGCCUCGGGGUCCGGAAGCAACCGCCCAAGCCGGCUCCGCCGGCGCGAGGGCAGGCAAAGCGCGCCAAGGUGCUGCCGUGGAAGGAGCGCCGGCGGCAGGAGCGCGAGAGGAGCCAGAGGGAGGAGGACGCCCGCACCUUGGCCGGGAUGGCGGAGGCCAUCCCGGAGAGCAACGUUGGGUUCAAGAUGUUGAAGCAGAUGGGAUACGACCCGGCAACCCGUGGUGCCGGCUCCGAGCCGGUCGGAAUCGAGAUCCGCCGCUCUCGGGCCGGACUCGGGGCGGAGCCAGAUGCUUCUGUGGCGCCGCUGCCGCAGUCACCGGAACCCAAGACUCGGGAGGAGGAAGAAAGGGAGAGGAAGCGGGAGGAGGAGAUGGUGGUGGAGCUGAGGUCGAGGAAGAGCACGCAAUGGAAGGGACGGAGGUUGGUGUGGGACUACCGCAAGGCUGAGGCGGUGCUCACGCAGCUGGAGAACAGGGAGGUGGAGCCACCGGCGGCCGAUGGGGAGGAGAAGGGAGAAGAGGAAGAGGAAGAGGUGAUCACUGAAGAGGGUUUACAAACCAUAUUGGAUAAGCUGCGUGAUCAACACUACUAUUGCCUUUACUGUGGAUGCAAGUUUGAGUCAGCAGAAGCACUGGCAAAUGAAUGCCCUGGUCCUAAUGAAGAUGAUCACUGAUCCACUCUGUCAAUAGUGACAAGGGACUGUCCUUCCUGCUACAGUCUGAAUGAAGUUACCGCAGCCAAAAGACACUAGUGUUAAGCGGUGAAGAAACAAGUUGAAUUCAGCUAGCGGUAAUGUCAGCAGAUUGCACUAAACGUUUCCAAUUUCUUUCUAAUCGAGGGACUAUUCAUGAAUCAUCAACCGAACUGUUGAAGUUAGUGUCUUGGGAAGGAUGGCACUGUUUAUCUCUUGUUCUAGCCAAUGCCGGAAUCCCUGUACAGUGCAAUUACAUUGGUGUCGAUCUUGCAUGUGAACUAGCGACCCAUUUAUGCUCACUGUUUGUUGAUCACGGGCUAACAUGUGGCACAAGAUUUGUUAGUGUUGAGUUCAAAUAUUAUGUCAUCAUGACGACUGCAUCAACCAUCCUGCCCUACCUCUGGCAAUUCUUUGUGGGGUCCCUAAUGCUGUUGAGAUCCAGAGGCGCGCGCGCGCACACACACACACACGCUCUUGGCAAACAUCAAAGGUUUCAGCUGUACCACCAAACAAAAUCAACACUAUCACAAGGUCUAGAUCAGCAUCCCUGCAAAUGGUGACGGAAAAAAUGGAGAGAUGCCUGCUUGGAACACAUUCACCUCGGCAGUCUCCGUCACAUGAAAGCAAGUGCUGAUGUUUUGGGGAAGAAUAUACCAGAGUUGUCAUCAGUCACCACUGAUCUGUUCUUUUGGAGUAAAGAAGCUUGAUGUCACAUUCUCACCUCAGCCAGCCCAUCAACAGGACACCACCGGUGCUGAGAGCAUGCUGCAAAGCCACGCUGUGUGAUUGCGAUCUCAACUUUGCAUGCAUAAACAAGAAGAGAUUCCUGGCAAUGCAAUGCAGUGCAGGAGUAACAAGGGAAUAAAUACGCCGAGCCAAGAGUCCUCGGCAAGCACACCGAUACUUGAAAUUCAUUUAGGUUUACAUCACAUGGGCGCAAAUAGUUUGGAUUUCAUGGACAUUAUGCAUAAGGAAGAAA